AAAACUUAUUGAAACAAAAGGACCACACUCAAGCCAAAGCCACUUCGGCUAUUCAUAGCCCACCAGUUCACCACCCCUCCAUACCAGAACCUCCCAACCACUCAACAAUGUCCGCCGCCGCCGCCACCACGGCCACGGUCACCAACCUCUCGUCUCUCUCUUCCUCACAGACCAAACCCUACUCUCUCUCUCCGAACACCCCCUUCUCUCUCUUCCCCCCCACCUCCUCCCGAACCCACAGAACCCUGCUCACGACCGCCUCCAAGAACCCAAUCUCCCGCAUAACCUCCACAAACAAAACAAACCCAGAUCACCAAUCGCUCUCAAUUUACUCCGACGACGACGACGACGACUACUACGAUGAUAAGCCAAGGGAGGAGUGCGGCGUGGUGGGUAUCUACGGCGACCCUGAGGCCUCGCGCCUGUGUUACCUCGCCCUACACGCGCUCCAGCACCGCGGACAGGAGGGCGCCGGAAUCGUUGCGGUUAACGGCGACGUCUUGCAGUCGGUCACCGGAGUUGGGCUUGUAGCCGAUGUUUUUAACGAGUCGAAGCUGCGGCAGCUUCCUGGUGGUUUGGCUAUUGGUCACGUCAGGUACUCCACCGCCGGCUCCUCCAUGCUCAAGAACGUCCAACCCUUCGUGGCCGGUUACCGAUUCGGGUCCGUCGGCGUCGCCCACAAUGGCAAUUUGGUCAAUUACCAGUCCCUCCGUGCCAUGCUUGAAGAAAAUGGCUCAAUUUUCAAUACCAGUUCUGAUACAGAGGUUGUCCUUCACUUAAUAGCAAUAUCGAAAGCUAGACCAUUUUUCUUGAGAAUUGUUGAGGCUUGCGAGAAGCUCGAAGGAGCCUAUUCGAUGGUGUUUCUAACAGAAGAUAAAUUGGUUGCGGUUCGAGAUCCUUAUGGGUUUCGGCCAUUGGUAAUGGGUAGAAGAAGCAACGGGGCAAUAGUUUUUGCUUCUGAGACCUGUGCACUUGACCUAAUUGAGGCCACUUGUGAGAGAGAAGUCCAUCCUGGUGAAGUUUUAGUAGUGGACAAAGAUGGGAUUCAAUCCCUUUGUCUAAUGCCACACCCUGAACCCAAAGCUUGUAUAUUUGAGCACAUAUAUUUUGCUCUCCCAACUUCUAUUGUUUUCGGACGGUCAGUGUACGAAUCUCGCCGGGCAUUUGGCGAAAUACUAGCCAUUGAAGCCCCUGCCGAUUGUGAUGUAGUGAUCGCUGUGCCCGAUUCUGGGGUGGUAGCUGCACUUGGUUAUGCCGCGAAAAUUGGGGUGCCCUUUCAACAAGGGUUAAUUAGGUCACACUACGUGGGAAGAACUUUCAUUGAGCCAUCGCAGAAAAUUAGGGAUUUUGGGGUGAAGCUCAAGCUUUCGCCGGUGAGGGCUGUAUUGGAAGGAAAAAGAGUUGUGGUUGUGGACGACUCGAUCGUGAGAGGGACGACUUCUUCGAAGAUCGUGAGGUUGUUAAAGGAGGCGGGGGCAAAAGAAGUUCACAUGAGGAUUGCUAGUCCACCGAUUAUAGGGUCGUGUUAUUACGGAGUGGACACGCCAAGUACAGAGGAGUUGAUUUCAAAUAGGAUGAGUGUUGAGGAAAUUAGGGAGUUCAUUGGGCUGGAUUCGCUUGCUUUUUUGCCGUUUGAUAGCUUAAAGAAGUUGCUGGGAAGCGACUCUAACAACUUUUGUUAUGCUUGCUUUUCUGGGAAGUAUCCGGUUGAGCCGACGGGGAAAGUGAAACGAGUUGGCGAUUUCGUCGACGAUGGGUUGAAUGGAAGUAUAGGUUCAAUUGAUGGGGGUUGGAUUCAAGGAACUAGAGUGCAGGAGGGAAAGACAAGUACAGAUCAGAAAAUGGAGGAGGAAACUGUUUCACUAUAGUUGCUAUGUAUGUUGCUCACAAUUGCUUCUGAUUCACUGUUUUUUAUUGCUUUUUGGGAGGUGGGACACUAGAGGGAAGGGACAGAUUCAGAUCAGAAAGUGGAGAAUGCUUCUUCUGUAUUGUUUAUCGUUUUUGCUAACCUCGGCCCAUUUAGGUAAAUGGGCUGUGGAUAAAUCACACCUAAUUCCAAAAAAAGUCUAGAGAAUUUCAAUGUAUUUUUCUACGGAUAUCAAUGCACUUUUCUAGAUAUUUAUACAUCUUUCACAUGUAUUGAUGAA
Messenger RNA from Rhododendron vialii, 2147 nucleotides. RefSeq names its product amidophosphoribosyltransferase, chloroplastic. Gene Ontology annotation, molecular function: amidophosphoribosyltransferase activity. The transcript is spliced from 2 exons. Gene Ontology annotation, biological process: purine nucleotide biosynthetic process; purine nucleobase biosynthetic process. The record is from RefSeq and is a predicted model, not a curated record. Lineage: Eukaryota; Viridiplantae; Streptophyta; Magnoliopsida; Ericales; Ericaceae. The coding region runs from base 108 to 1868 and encodes 586 amino acids. Gene Ontology annotation, cellular component: cytoplasm.